UCUGACGCACAACAGAGAAUGCGAGGAGGCUUGGAUAACGAAUCGGCGUUACAAUAUCAAGGAUCUAGUAUGACUGAAAUCAGCGAUUUAGACAGGCAAAUAGAGCAACUACGACGAUGUGAAAUCAUCAAGGAAAGUGAAGUAAAAUCCCUAUGUGCUAAAGCCAGAGAGAUCCUUGUAGAGGAAUCUAACGUCCAGAGAGUGGACUCCCCUGUCACAGUAUGUGGAGAUAUUCAUGGCCAGUUUUAUGAUCUCAAUGAAUUAUUCAAAGUUGGUGGUGAUGUCCCAGACACAAAUUACUUGUUCAUGGGCGACUUUGUUGACAGGGGCUUCUACAGUGUAGAGACAUUUCUUUUACUUUUAGCAUUAAAGGUACGAUAUCCAGACAGAAUCACUUUGAUACGUGGAAAUCAUGAGAGUCGACAAAUCACACAAGUUUAUGGAUUCUACGAUGAAUGUUUAAGGAAAUAUGGCUCCAUCACUGUAUGGAGAUACUGUACAGAGAUCUUUGAUUACCUUAGCUUAUCUGCAAUAAUAGAUGGAAAGAUAUUCUGUGUACAUGGUGGGUUAUCACCAUCUAUUCAGACCCUUGACCAAAUACGAUCAAUAGACAGGAAACAGGAAGUUCCUCACGACGGACCCAUGUGUGACUUACUAUGGUCGGAUCCUGAGGAUAUGCAAGGAUGGGGAGUGAGUCCGAGAGGGGCUGGUUACCUGUUUGGGUCAGAUGUUGUAGCACAAUUCAAUGCUGCGAAUGACAUUGACCUCAUAUGUCGAGCCCAUCAGCUAGUAAUGGAAGGCUAUAAAUGGCAUUUCAAUGAAACCGUUCUUACAGUAUGGUCUGCGCCAAAUUAUUGUUACAGAUGUGGUAAUGUAGCAGCGAUAUUAGAAUUAGAUGAACAUUUGCAAAGAGAUUUCACAAUAUUUGAAGCGGCACCACAAGAAUCAAGGGGUAUUCCAUCCAAAAAACCACAACCAGAUUACUUUUUAUGAAGACUUUACAACUAGAUUUUAACAAGGGGCCAUAAACUGUUGUAGACCUAUUGAUGGAAAAGUGGAUGUUUUUUCUCGUGAAGAAACUCAACUGAAGAUCACCAGACAGAAACAGAAAGUCCACAUAAAUGGCAUUGACAACUUGUGUGACUUUCACUGGAUAAAAAAUAUUGACAUUACUGUAAUCAAAUGCUUUGAAAUGUCAGAAAAAUGUGGAAUAACAAUGUUAAUGCUGUGUUAUACAAAUAUACAGUUUACCUCCCCACUGUCAAAAAGAACCAAUUUAAGUGAUUGAGAUUAUGUAGGGUGUAAAUCCAUAAUUGAUGAAUGGAUAAGGAAGUACAUAAACAGACUUUGAAUUUAAGAAAUCAGUUUCCCCAUUGGUAUCGGUGAUACUCAAAUGUCUCAUAAACCUUUUUUGCUUCUUAUUUUUUUUGUGUAGAAAUCACUCAGUAGUUUCUAAAUUCUAUCCAUUUCAGAAGAUUUCUUUUCUAGGUUUUUCCUCUUAAUUUUUUUAUUUACAUUGAACCAACAAAAAAAUACUGGUUUUUGUUUUUAAGAUAUCACUUUCUAGGACGCUUACAUGCAUCAGUCCACUUACUGGUUCCUAAAACAGUCCAAGGUGAAAUGUUUUUUUAUCAUUGAUAUUUAAGAUACAAGCUGUACCUUACUCUUUCCUUAACUGUGGAGGGGAGACUACUACAGCAGAAAACGACAUCACAACACAAAAUGGCAUACAGUUGAACCUUGUUACUGUAGCCACAAAUAAUCUUAUCCAUCAUUGAUGAUUUAGGGCAAAUAUUGGCAAUUCAGUUAUAUUGGUAUUCAAACAACCUCACUGAAUCAGCUUUUGAUGAAAAUUGAACUGCUUCGAUCAUCGAGGCUACAUUGUGUUUCCAUAUUGUUUUCAGGGUUUGGUUUGAAUCAGUGCUAUCACUCUAUAGAGUAAUGUACAUCGUACAGAAAUAUUCACAAAAUAUUGUAAGUUUAAGCAGUCUUUGAGAUGUAUUUUGAUACUCAUUGACACAUUAAAUUGUAAGAGAAAUCCACCUAUCAAACCUUAGCAACAGGUAUUUCUGUUCUGUACAAAUAAGUGCUAGGAUUACAGAACCUUCCAAAAUGUUAAAUCUAUGUGUUUCUCUUUGCAUGAAUAACUGGACUACUUAUUUUCAAAUAGGUUUUAUUACUUGGUUUCCUUUCAAAAUCAGAAAUUGUGCAAUUUUCACACAUAUUGCAGACAGAAAAUCAUUUUCAUAGUCUGUUUCCGCUACCCUUUAUGACAUUUGCACAUAUUGUUUACAAAAACCGGCCUAUUUUGUAAUGAAUUGAUAAUCAAACAUUUGAUCAUUGAUUAUUUUCAUUUGAAAAUAAUUGAAUUUUGUGUAAGUCCAUUACUAAAAAGGAUUUAUGCCUGUACAGUGUAUAGAAAUGUUGACUAUUUAACUUUGUCACACUGAUGUAUGGAAUAUGUUGUACAGAACUGUAUAGACGGUUGUUCUAUGUAGAUACCAGUGUUUGUACAGAAAACUUGUUCAACAAAUUGUUCGUGAAAUAAUUCAUUAUUUGAAACAUGGUAACAUUUCUCCUGAAAAGCUACAAUACACCAGCGAUUUGUUCCAUUACCUGGGAUCCUGGGAUUAAGAAUCACAAUAUGUAAAAUAAUGUAAGUUAAAUAAAGGUUAUUAACUGUAUUACAGUGAUCUCCCUUCAAACCUUUUUUUGUGAACAGAUUCACCUGCUAUGUUGUCGUUUUAUUGUCUUCUGCACAUUAUUGCUAUACAAUAAUCAUUGGUUGGAUAUAUACAUUUCAUUACAGGUUUCUUUCCAUGGAACUCUUCUGAAUUGGAGGUAAAUGUCUCGGUAAGGUAGCAUUUAUACUUGAAACAUUUCAGGCAUAUGGAUAAGGGGUGCAUGAAUUGAUUGAUCAAUGUGUUACCAAAGGAAGAACCAAACUUCUCUCUAAAAUAAGUAAAACUACUUGUUGUGUUAUAAUUUUAUUACUGCCUUUGAAGUUGUCGAGAGAGAUUCGCAUCCUGUAAAAUCCUAGGAAAGGGUGAUGCAGUUCAUAACUAAAAACUCCAAAUGAAAACUGAUCGUCUUGUGUAGAAUUCCAACAUUCUAGAACAUUAUUUUUCUGAAGUGUUGUUCAUAGAACUAAUGUUAUAGCAAUAAUUUAAAGUACAAACUUCAUUUUUAAAGUUGAUGUACAAUUUUCACUGCAUUAUAAGUUGAUGAAACGUAUUUCAGGUGAUUAUAUAUAAUUGAAUUGUCUUGGGCAGAAAUUGUUCUGCUUUAACAAUUGAAUUCACUCUAAUUCAUUUCAUUGGUUGUAUUUGAUUUUCAGUUUGAUGGGAUUCAUUUUCAACAGUUGAAUGCUUCACACUCAUAUUUCAUGUUAUCAUUUUAACCAUCUAUCUGUUUUAUCUGAUUUAGUCAAUGUCUAUAUCAUCUUCUUGUACUGUUUUAACAUCUUUGGAGAGGAAAUCUGUAUACAUAUGUUGUAGGUGUGUAUCUGAAAUUAAAUUUAGAAGGCAGUACGAUAUUUUAAUGUACUUGAUGUUCUAGGGAAGAACUGUACAAUACUGUCUUUACAAGAAAGGGUACUGUCAAUUGUAUAAACUUGUUUCAGUGCUUCUGUACAGCACAUUUGUCAUGACUUUGCCAUUUGAAUAGAUUCUGAUACAGUUUCAUGUACAGUUUAAAAAUCAUCUGUAAUGAUUGUUAAACUAAGGUAUUAAUUGCUAGGUGUUAUUAACACUUUAGCGAUAACAAAAUAACUCUGAAGUGAUUUCUGGUUAAAACACUUCAAUCCCGACACCAAUUGGUAGCUCUCAUUUCUAUUGUCCUUUACAAUAUGUCUUUUUUUUUAAUAAAUUAUUUUUGAAAAUAAAUAA
This is a messenger RNA of Ylistrum balloti, 3887 nucleotides long. RefSeq names its product serine/threonine-protein phosphatase 4 catalytic subunit. Gene Ontology annotation, biological process: peptidyl-serine dephosphorylation; double-strand break repair via homologous recombination. The record is from RefSeq and is a predicted model, not a curated record. The transcript has 9 exons. Bases 19 to 993 code for a protein of 324 amino acids. Gene Ontology annotation, molecular function: protein serine/threonine phosphatase activity. Gene Ontology annotation, cellular component: nucleus; cytoplasm. NCBI's taxonomy places the organism in Eukaryota, Metazoa, Mollusca, Bivalvia, Pectinida, Pectinidae.